CUCCGAAAGGCCUCAGAAAUGAAAGCUGCUGGUGUUGUGGUUCUGAUUGUCUGCCUCGCCACCGUCACAAAAUCCAAAGUCUACACUCGCUGUAAACUGGCAAAAAUAUUUUCAAGAGCCAAACUGGACAAUUACGGAGGCUUUAGCCUUGGAAACUGGAUCUGCAUGGCGUAUUACGAGAGCCACUACAACACCACGGCUCAGACUCCCCUCGAUGAUGGGAGCAUUGACUAUGGCAUUUUCCAGAUAAACAGUUUCACGUGGUGCAGAGACGCAAAGCUGCAGGAGAAGAACCACUGUCAUGUCGCGUGCUCAGCCUUGCUCACCGAUGACCUCACAGAUGCCAUUAUCUGUGCCAAGAAAAUUGUCAAAGAGACUCAAGGGAUGAACUAUUGGCAAGGAUGGAAGAAACACUGCGAGGGCAAAGACCUGUCUGAGUGGAAAAAGGGCUGCGAGGUUUCAUGA
This is a messenger RNA of Perognathus longimembris pacificus (Pacific pocket mouse), 465 nucleotides long. RefSeq names its product lysozyme-like protein 1. The record is from RefSeq and is a predicted model, not a curated record. Gene Ontology annotation, molecular function: lysozyme activity. The transcript has 4 exons. NCBI's taxonomy places the organism in Eukaryota, Metazoa, Chordata, Mammalia, Rodentia, Heteromyidae. The coding region runs from base 19 to 465 and encodes 148 amino acids.